UUCGAUAUGACCAAGUUUAGUAAGACGCGACCAGUACCUAUCCGUUAACCCUUAAAUGCCACUAUAAAAAAUUGAUAUUUUUUCAAGAAUUUCCUGCGCUAUACUGACGAGUCACAUGAUAUUAUAGCUCCCUGAUACAUGUGCGUAAAUGUUCACCCUUUCAUUUGACGUGUUUGACUCAUUGCCUACUUUCGUAUUUUAAGGGGCAGAAUUUUUUGAAAAAAUUCCAUUUUUUUCAUAUUUUUUGACAAUUUUUUGUAGCCGAUCGAAAGCGGCUGGAAUGAAACUACCACCUGGUAAAUAUUUAUGCAUCCAUGCUCCACCAAUUUAUAUACAACAACUUGCCUAUCUUUCUCAUUUAAGGGGCAAAAAAAAUGCAAACAUUCAAAAAUAAUUUUUAUUUCACUCGUCUUAAAAAAAUUCUGCCCCUUAAAAUAAAAAAGUAUGCAAUAUGCUCAACAGCGGAAUUGAAGCGCAAGACAUACACACACAUGUACCAAUAGUCGUUACCACCUGAGCACUCUUUCCUUCUAGCGUAACGCACGAAAAACUCGUGUGGUGAAAUUCACCACAUAGUGGCAUUUAAGGGUUAACUAAAAAUCAGUUAUAAACAAUUGCGCGUAAUUCACACUCGUCCCUCGUCCCGUGCCGGUAAUACAAUUAUAAUGUAUAUAUUAAGCACGUUAUUUUUAGUCAUCGUUACCGGAUUAUUAUACAUUUAUUGGUUUUUCAAAGAAUCGCAUAAGUUUUUCGAUCAAUAUGGCAUCCCAUAUCCUAAACCUCAUUGGUUAUUUGGUAACAUGAAAGAUGUGGUUUUGUGGAAAAAAGCAAUAUGGUUCGUUUACAAGGAUUUGUACGACAAACACGUGUCCGAUAGAUUCGUCGGAGUAUACACUUUGCAUAGACCUGGCAUCAUGGUACGAGAUCCUGAAUUGAUCAAGUCGAUUUUGGUCAAAGAUUUUUCCCAUUUUCGUGAUCGGGGAUUCCCUCUGGAUAAAGAAGCUGAACCGCUGGCUGUAAACUUAUUCAGUAUGACAGGAGACGAAUGGAAAAACAUGCGAAUAAAACUGACCAGUACAUUUAGCAGUGGAAAAAUGAAAAUGAUGUUUCCAUUGUUGAAAAGAUGCGCUGAAGACAUCCAACCAGCUUUAAAAAAGUACAUGGAAGAGGGUCAGGAUUUCGAGGCGAAAGAUCUCGCAGCGAGAUACGCAACAGAUGUGAUAGGCAGUUGUGCUUUUGGAAUAGACAUUCACUCGUUACAAAAUCCCGAAUCAGAGUUUCUAAAAGUAGGAAGAACAGUUUUCGCAUCAAGGUGGCAACAAAUUGUCCGCGGAUUGAAUCCAAAACUGCCAACCUCUGUGAUAAAAUACUUCAAAUUACAAUUUUUCCCGGUGCAAGCGUGCGAUUACUUUUUAAAACUCGUCACGGACAUGGUUAAAUAUCGAGAAGAGAACAACGUUACUCGAGGCGAUUUCCUCGACAUUCUUAUAGCCAUGAAAAAUCACAAAGAUCUGGAAAAACUCAAAGACCAGCAGGAUGAAGGCGAUUUGGCCAAAUUUAUGGCUCAAAUUGGCCAGAAAACUAUAAAAAGCGACGUUGAAAUGACCAUUGAAGUAAUGGCUGCCCAAAGUUUUUUAUUUUUCAUCGGCGGUUUCGAAGGGGCGUCUACUACUUUAAUGUUACUGCUGUUUGAAAUGGCUCAAAACCCCGAUGUUCAAAACAAGCUGCGCCAAGAAAUAAUUUCUACACUCGAGAGCAACGGAGGCGAAUUCACCUACGAUAUGAUGAAGAAAAUGCCCUAUCUGGAGAUGGUUUUGUCAGAGGUGUGGAGAAGAUGUCCUACUGUUCCGUUUCUUAUGCGCGAAUGCACUGAGAACUACAGAAUACCCAGCACAGAUGCGGUCAUUAAAAAAGGAAUUCCUGUAAUAAUACCAACUUUGGGACUGCAAAUGGAUAAAAAAUAUUUUGAAAAGCCAGACGAAUUCUACCCAGAGCAUUUCACCGAGGAAGCAAAACGUGAACGUCAUCCGUUCGUAUAUUUGCCUUUUGGAGAAGGUCCUCGUGUUUGCAUAGCCGAACGUUUUGCGAGAAUGCAAGUUAUUGUAGGAGCAGUCUAUUUACUGAAAGAUUUCUUCUUCGAAUUAUCACCCAAGACAAAGGUACCAUUGGAAUUCGCACCUGGAGGAGCAGUAAUUGUGAAAGGAGGAGUUUGGUUGAAAUGUCGAACUUUAUAAUCAACAAAUUUUUGCCAAAGUUUUUACAUUUUUACAGCAUUUUGAUUGCGUAUUUUCUCAAAUUAUUACAAUAAAUAUGAAAAAUCUAAUAAAAAGUUGUACCAA
Molecule: messenger RNA, 2339 nt
Organism: Planococcus citri (citrus mealybug)
Lineage: Eukaryota; Metazoa; Arthropoda; Insecta; Hemiptera; Pseudococcidae
Product: probable cytochrome P450 6a13
Exons: 6
Coding region: 666-2234 (522 amino acids)
Molecular function (GO): monooxygenase activity; oxidoreductase activity, acting on paired donors, with incorporation or reduction of molecular oxygen; iron ion binding
Source: RefSeq, a predicted model, not a curated record